UUUAAGUUCCUUGAAGGGUGAGAUAACCCAAAAUCCCUGCCUCCUCUUAUUAUAGCACUUCUGCCCACAUUUUCCUUGUCUGCAGCCAGUCAGCAGGCACGAGGGAGGGACAAAACUGAUUUAAGAGGUUUUGCAAGAGCUCCACAGGCUGUCCUUGCCUGUGGUGCUGGGAGGAGGCUGCACAUGGCCACGUACCUGGAGCUGCCCUCUGGUGCGAGGAUGCCCACCCUGGGACUGGGCACCUGGCAGUCUCUGCAGGGAGCAGCAAGGGAGGCAGUGAAGUUUGCCAUCGAUGUCGGGUACCGCCACUUCGACUGUGCCUACAUGUACCAGAACGAGAGCGACAUCGGGGAUGCGCUGAGACAAAAAAUGCAGGAGGGCGUGGUGAGGCGAGAAGAACUCUUUAUUGUCAGCAAGCUGUGGUCCACCUUCCAUGAGAGAUCCCUGGUGAAGGAGGUGUGCCAGAAAACACUUGCUGCCCUCCAGCUGGAUUAUCUGGAUCUCUACCUGAUGCACAGUCCCAUGGGAUUCAAGGCAGGAGAGGAGCUAUUUCCUGCAGAUGGAAACGGCAUGAUCAUUCCCAGCGAUACAGAUUUUCUGGAUACGUGGGAGGCUAUGGAAGAGCUCGUGGAUGUGGGGAUGGUGAAGGCUAUUGGAGUCUCCAACUUCAACCGCAAACAGAUCGACCGGCUCCUGAGCAAACCAGGCUUAAGACACAAACCUGCAAAUAAUCAGAUUGAGAGCCACCCUUGUCUUCCUCAGGAAGAGCUGAUUAAGUUUUGCCAAUCCAAAGGGAUCUCUGUCACUGCAUAUUGUCCCCUUGGAGCACCCAACUGGCCAGGGGCCAAGCCUGACCAUAUUUCCCUUUUUGAUGAUGCUCAAAUUAAGGAAAUUGCACUCAAGCACAACAAAACCCCAGCUCAGGUGCUUAUCCGCCUCCAGAUUCAAAGAAAUGUGAGUGUAAUUCCCAAAUCUGUCACUCCACAGCGCAUUGAAGAAAAUUUUAAGGUAAGAGAGUACCUUACAGAGUCCUUAAUGGUGUUAAACUACACAGGAAAAAACGCCACUCUGCCAGUGGUACAAACCACCCCCCUCAAACUUAGAACCAGCAAAACCUUUGUCAGAUACCACACAGGUUAUUACUUCUUCAUGAAUGCAAAAAGCCAUUGAGAAAGUAAGGAGCCAUGUCUUCAUUAAAACACAUCAGGUAAGAGCCAGACUCUACCCCCAUGUGGUACAACAAUGAUGCCUGCAGACCCCACCAGCACUGUAACCUCACAAAUUUAUUCAUUGCUCCCCCUGCAUGGGUGCCCUCUGCACACCUCCUAGUGCUUCAGCCUGCUUUUGGUAUUGUUUCUGCCAAUAAACUGCCUUGCCUCACUGAAAACUGAAGCAAA
This is a messenger RNA of Prinia subflava (tawny-flanked prinia), 1397 nucleotides long. Its product is annotated as aldo-keto reductase family 1 member B1-like. Bases 184 to 1170 code for a protein of 328 amino acids. The transcript has 8 exons. The record is from RefSeq and is a predicted model, not a curated record. NCBI's taxonomy places the organism in Eukaryota, Metazoa, Chordata, Aves, Passeriformes, Cisticolidae. Gene Ontology annotation, molecular function: aldose reductase (NADPH) activity. Gene Ontology annotation, cellular component: cytosol.